Messenger RNA from Arabidopsis arenosa, 786 nucleotides. NCBI's taxonomy places the organism in Eukaryota, Viridiplantae, Streptophyta, Magnoliopsida, Brassicales, Brassicaceae. The record is from the annotation of a GenBank genome assembly.
GAUUGAGGAAAAAAAAAACGAUCACGAAUAUGGCGAAAGCAAGCUCUAUUCUACUUGGCACUCUCUUCCUCUUCGGAGCCAUAGCUUUGAUUCAGGCAAAAGAAGAUCUGAAGGAAAUUACUAACAAGGUUUACUUCGAUGUAGAAAUCGACGGCAAAUCCGCUGGUCGCGUUGUUAUAGGCUUAUUUGGCAAGGCAGUUCCUAAAACUGCAGAAAACUUCAGAGCUUUGUGCACAGGGGAGAAAGGUGUUGGGAAGAGUGGGAAACCUCUACACUACAAGGGAAGCAAGUUCCAUAGAAUCAUUCCCAGCUUUAUGAUCCAGGGAGGGGACUUCACACAUGGGAACGGUAUGGGUGGAGAAUCAAUCUACGGUCAGAAGUUUGCAGAUGAAAAUUUCAAGCUGAAGCACACCGGACCAGGUUUGCUUUCGAUGGCGAACUCGGGAGAAGACACAAAUGGUUCGCAGUUUUUUAUCACAACUGUGACAACAAGCUGGUUAGAUGGAAGGCAUGUGGUGUUUGGGAAAGUGGUUCAAGGAAUGGAUGUAGUUUAUAAGAUUGAAGCGGAAGGAAAGCAAAGCGGAACUCCUAAGAGCAAAGUCGUAAUUGCAGACAGUGGAGAACUUCCUCUCUAAACCGUAAACCCUUCCUUCUUCAGAAGAAUAUGAUUUUAAAGUUACUCUUACGAGUUAGUUAUAAUCUAAACACGUCCCACAUCCUACAAGAACAGAAUCACUUUCAGUCUCAAAUGUUGUUUUGUUUUAUCAAUAAAUUAUGAAAAUUUGG